AUGGGUAGCGGUGGCGAUUUUGAAGAUAUUGUUUUGAAUGAUUUGAAGCCUUAUUAUCACGUUCCUGGAGCCAUUCAUAGUGAAGGGAUAACUUUUGUGAAAGAAACGAGCACAUUGCUAUGGGUGGACAUUUUCAAAGGACAGGUACAUAAGGUUGAAGAUAUAGAACACCCCGAGUCUAGUCACUCUUUUUUUGCCGUAACGAGAACCAACUACGGCAAGAACUCUUCAAUUGAGUAUCCUCCCAACCCGGAUGAUUUGAAGGAGUCUGUAGGUUGCAUCUUUCCGAUAUGGAGUGAGUCGUUUGAGGAUGAAAUCAAGCAAGUUCUAUUUGGUAGUAAAUUCGGUGUUGGUAGACUAGAUUUUGCCACUGGCGAGUGGGAAUAUCUCAUUUUGUAUUCCGAGUGUCCCGAUUUAAGCACUGACAGGGCAUAUAAAUUGAGAAGCAACGAUGGGAACGUUUCGCCAGAUGGGAAGUACAUUUACGUGGGGCUAAUGAGUGACUUUCCAUUCGAAUUGGAGCCUAUUGGAUGUUUGCUUCGCAUUGAUCUAUUGGCCCAGGAGAUAGAGCUCGUUUGGAACUGCUUGUUAAUUCCUAACGCCAUUCACUGGGAUGAAAGCGAUGAAAAGACUAUGUACGUGACGGACUCUCUAAACUUUACGAUUUGGAAAUGUCCUGGUGGUGACUUACUUAAACGUGAGGAACUGAUUGACGUGAAGAACUCAAACAACCAAUCAUUUGAAUCACCUGAGCCAGAUGGAAGCGCUAUUUGGUUCAGCAAAGACGGAAAUCAUUCCGGGUACCUCUUUGUCACUGUCUGGUCUACCUGUAAAGUUCAAAUGUUCGACUUAGUGCACGGAAAACUGCUUAAGGAGUUCAUUUUGCCAAAACAGACCCCAAGAGUUUCGUGCUGUUGUUUUGUCGGUAAAGACCUCUUCGUGACUACUGCCAAUGCCAAAGUUAGUGAUCCUGCCAGAAUCAAUUCCGAUAAGAACGGCGGUUGUAUCUAUAGAAUUCCAAACGCCCUAGACAGGGAUGUUCCCUUGGAAUCUACAAAGCGACAACCGCUCUACUAA
Saccharomyces kudriavzevii IFO 1802 is the source of this 1077-nucleotide messenger RNA. RefSeq names its product regucalcin. The coding region runs from base 1 to 1077 and encodes 358 amino acids. The transcript has a single exon. NCBI's taxonomy places the organism in Eukaryota, Fungi, Ascomycota, Saccharomycetes, Saccharomycetales, Saccharomycetaceae. The record is from RefSeq and is a predicted model, not a curated record. Gene Ontology annotation, biological process: L-ascorbic acid biosynthetic process. Gene Ontology annotation, molecular function: calcium ion binding; gluconolactonase activity.